GCGUGCCGAAAGAAGAGGAGGAAAAGGAAAACAUAAAAACAGCCCAGAAUUAGCGCUUUCGCAGAUUGCUUAUCAAUUAAACCAACGCUGAGCUCACUGGGGGGCCAGAGGGUGCCGGGGCCAAUGUCGCCACUAAACAAAUAGCACUUAUAUCAAUAGAAAGCCACGAAAUCCAGACUUGCGCCACAACAAUCACAGCCGGGCCAAAGCAGACGCACAAGAGGCACAGCACCGGCAGCUUAGGAAUUCAGAUUUCGCUUGGCGAAACGAAAAGUGUUCUUGGAUUUUUGGCUGUUACAUAACCAUGCGGUUACUGUGGCGCAGCUUGAGGGGACUGGUGCCCCACCACCGGCCACACCGACGCUUUCUGUCAACCACCACCACCAGCGGCGGCGGCAGCAGGAACAAUGACCACCAAGAGCAGCAGUGGAAGCAGGAUAGUCACAAAUGGAGCUCACCGGGCAGUAGGACAGAAAAAUUGCUAUAUGCCGCCUACUGGGCUGGAGGCCUUGCCUUGGGCUUCCACUGGCUAAGCGACGGACGCACACCCGUGCUGGCCGAGCCAAAGGGGGAAUUGAGCGAGGAUGAACAGGAAGCUCGGGCUCGUCUUUGGCAUGUUACCCACAGAAAGGAUCUGCCCAACUACAAGACCGACCAGGUGGAGCAGCACAAUUGUGCCGAAAAGGGAAUCUGGAUCACUUACGGCCUGGGAGUAUAUGAUGUCACAGACUUUGCCGACAACCAUCCGGGCGGCGACAAGAUUCUGAUGGCCGCCGGCAGUGCCAUCGACCCGUUCUGGGCCAUCUAUCAGCAGCACAACACCCUGGAGGUGCUGGAGUUGCUCGAGGGCUUUCGCAUUGGCAACCUGGAGGGUGCGGAGCUGACACCUGGAGUCAGUGCAGUAGAGAAUGAGCUGGGCUCACCAUGGGCUAAUGAGCCGGAGCGCCAUGUCCUAUUGAAGCCCGCCUCGAAGCGACCCUUCAACGCUGAGCCACCGAUCGGACUCCUGGCCGACCAGUUCCUCACGCCCAACGAGCUCUUCUAUGUGCGCAACCAUCUGCCGGUGCCGGUGAUAAGUGCGGAGGACUAUGAGCUGGAAAUCGAGAGUGGGUCGUCGGAAAAGGGUACACUGACAUUAAAUCUUGACGGGAUCAAGGCUCUGCCCAAGCACUCGGUUACGGCGGCCAUAAUGUGCGGCGGCAAUCGACGAUCCGAGAUGACCAAGGUCAAGGCGGUGAAGGGUCUUUCUUGGGGUGCCGGAGCCGUGGGCAACGCCAAGUGGUCCGGAGCUCGACUCUGCGACGUCCUGCGGAAGCAGGGUGUGCAGCCAGAUGAGUCAAAGCACGUCAUAUUCGAGGGCGCCGACUUGGAUCCCACUUCCCAUCCCUAUGGGGCAUCGAUACCCCUGUCUAAAGCCCUGGAUCCCCGCGGAGAUGUAAUACUGGCUUAUGAAAUGAACGGCGAACCGCUAAGCCGGGAUCAUGGGUAUCCCAUUCGGGUAAUUGUGCCCGGAACCGUGGGAGCGCGCAAUGUCAAGUGGCUGACGAGGAUAGUGGUGGCUGAUAAGGAAUCGGACUCCCACUGGCAGCAAAACGACUACAAGGGCUUCAGUCCGAGCACGGACUGGGAUACCGUGGACUUUAGGAAGUCGGAUGCCAUUCAGGCGAUGCCGGUCACCUCUGCCAUCUGUACACCACAACCGGGAGCGAGGGUAAGGCCGGACGAUGACGAUGGGCACAUCACGGUCAGGGGAUACGCGUGGAGCGGCGGUGGAAGGAAAAUAGUUCGAGUGGACCUAACCAGUGACGAGGGUAAGAGCUGGCAUGUUGCCGAAUUGGAGCAGGAAGACAGUCCUGAUGGCCGACACUACGGUUGGUCCUUGUGGACCGCUCGCCUGCCCAUCUCCGAGGCGCAGCGCAAGGCCGGAGGCGGUGACGUAGAGAUCUGGGCUAAGGCCGUCGACUCGGCGUACAACGUGCAGCCGGAGAAGUUUGAACACAUCUGGAAUCUGCGUGGUGUGUUGGCUAAUGCCUAUCACAAGGUUAAGGUUAAGGUUGUCUAGAUCUAGCUCUAUAGCCAAGACUCCUCCUCCUGAGACAGAUUUGGUUGAGGAUUCUUCUAACUCUUAAGAAAUAAAAGACAGAAUAUUCAA
This is a messenger RNA of Drosophila serrata, 2152 nucleotides long. It is a transcript of the gene shop, whose product is annotated as sulfite oxidase. NCBI's taxonomy places the organism in Eukaryota, Metazoa, Arthropoda, Insecta, Diptera, Drosophilidae. Gene Ontology annotation, cellular component: mitochondrion. Gene Ontology annotation, molecular function: molybdopterin cofactor binding; sulfite oxidase activity; heme binding. Gene Ontology annotation, biological process: sulfur compound metabolic process. The record is from RefSeq and is a predicted model, not a curated record.